CAUUUGGCGCAAGCCGUCAGGUUAAUAUUAUUUAAGCAACUACAAUAUUGAACCGCUUUAUUUAUAUAAUUUUUAUUUUUGUACAUAACAUCUUUAUAAGGAAAAUGAUAUCUAAAGUCUCUCGCGUCACUAGAACUUUUGCAAUUCGAUAUGGGAGCGUUGGUGAUCAUAUUGUGCGAAAUUUUGCAAUAGCUUCGAAUAACGGAUGCCAUCUAAGUGUGACACAGAAAGUUUUUCCUUGCCCCAUUAAAUGCCGGUCAUGGAGAAACUAUGUGCAGAAUAUCCAAUACAGCACGGAGAAAACACGUCAACCUAUAUUGGAUGUAAAUUAUAGUGACAUUAAAGAUUUGCCGAAUCACCCAGAAAAAUUAUUAAUUGAUGUUCGUGAGCCGGAUGAGCUUGUAGAAACUGGAAAGAUUCCCACAAGUAUAAAUAUUCCCUUGGCUUCCGUAGUGCAAGUAUUGGCGGAAGAUGUUAAACCGCAAAGGUUUCAGUCCAAAUACGGUCGCCGAAAGCCAGGUUUUGACGAUGAGAUAAUCUUUACUUGUAAACUUGGAAAACGUGCUCUUAAGGCUGCGGAAAUAGCAAAUGCUAUGGGGUUUACAAAUGUGAAAUACUAUCCCGGAUCUUGGGAAGAUUGGAUUAAAAACGAAAAAGAAAAACACGCUACAUAAAAAAGUAACAAGGCACUAUUGAUUGAACUAUAUGGCGUUUAGUAUGCGAAUUACGUACAUAGGUGUUAUAUAUGUACAUAUACACAAGUAUUUAUCUAUUAACACCUCUAUUGUACUGCGCAGAUGGCCAAUAUAACGAAACUAUGGUUAACACGGUUUAAAUUUUAAUAAUUUCUUCAUUUCAAUAAAGGCAAUAUGCUUGUAUUAUACGUAUAUUAAGUUGUUAAUCAAAAUGCAUUUAAACGAAUAGAAUUUUCAAUAUCUUUCGUAAAUAUAUGUAUGUAUUUUUAUAAUAAAAUAAAAAAUCUUCAUAAAGCACUCAUGAAA
This is a messenger RNA of Anastrepha obliqua, 1001 nucleotides long. Its product is annotated as rhodanese domain-containing protein CG4456. Gene Ontology annotation, molecular function: thiosulfate-cyanide sulfurtransferase activity. Gene Ontology annotation, cellular component: mitochondrion. NCBI's taxonomy places the organism in Eukaryota, Metazoa, Arthropoda, Insecta, Diptera, Tephritidae. Bases 105 to 674 code for a protein of 189 amino acids. The transcript has 2 exons. The record is from RefSeq and is a predicted model, not a curated record.